UGGUCCCUUUUUCGAGUUUGUAAAUAAAAAAAUUCAAAUUCUUGGAAUUAAUUUUCUUUUUUUCUAUAGUGACUUUUGUUCAUUGGAAUUGGUUAAUUAGUUUUUCUUUUUAUUUGAAAUCCAUUUGUUUUCUUGGAACUUGUUAUGGCGAGACAUCAUCCUGAUCUUAUCUUUUGUCGUAAACAAUCUGGUGUUGCCAUUGGUCGUCUUUGUGAAAAAUGUGAUGGUAAAUGUGUUAUAUGUGAUUCUUAUGUUAGACCAUCGACUUUGGUUCGUAUUUGUGAUGAAUGUAAUUAUGGUUCUUAUCAAGGGCGAUGUGUUAUCUGUGGAGGUCCCGGAGUAUCUGAUGCCUAUUAUUGUAAACAAUGUACUAUCCAAGAGAAAGAUCGAGAUGGCUGUCCAAAGAUAGUUAAUUUAGGUUCAUCGAAAACUGAUCUUUUCUAUGAGAGGAAAAAAUAUGGUUUCAAGAAAAGAUGAUUUUCUCUCAUCAUUUUAACUGAAGUUUUUUACUUUUUCUUUUCUUAAGUUACCUGUUUAUAUAUUUAUGUUUAUAUUGAAUAAAGAAAAAAAAAGAUAA
Molecule: messenger RNA, 577 nt
Organism: Panonychus citri (citrus red mite)
Lineage: Eukaryota; Metazoa; Arthropoda; Arachnida; Trombidiformes; Tetranychidae
Gene: Phf5a
Product: PHD finger-like domain-containing protein 5A
Exons: 1
Coding region: 145-477 (110 amino acids)
Biological process (GO): mRNA splicing, via spliceosome
Cellular component (GO): catalytic step 2 spliceosome; precatalytic spliceosome; U2 snRNP
Source: RefSeq, a predicted model, not a curated record